Molecule: messenger RNA, 3377 nt
Organism: Daphnia pulex (common water flea)
Lineage: Eukaryota; Metazoa; Arthropoda; Branchiopoda; Diplostraca; Daphniidae
Exons: 8
Coding region: 1936-3366 (476 amino acids)
Biological process (GO): sensory perception of taste
Cellular component (GO): axon; dendrite; neuronal cell body
Source: RefSeq, a predicted model, not a curated record
AUUCUAUUAACGCGGACGCAGUUCGUUGAGAACCUUCCGGGUUCAUUGCCCAAAAAAUGUACCACAGUUUCCAUCCAAGUCGUCUCACCUUCAAAUUGCAUUAGAGGGUAUACUAUAAAGCUAUUUUUAUUUUUAAAUGGUUUAAGUCUUUAAAUAGCCGACGCUAUACGCCAAUAAAAUGCUUGAUCAGACAACCGAUCGAUCUACGAGUAAUUUUAUGAACAUCAGAACAUUCGUUUGCCGUCAAUAAUCAAUAACACUGUUCAUUAUUAAAAAAGACAAAAUUUUAUCUUUUCCAAUUCAACUGAUGCAUGUGUCAAUUAAUCUUCCAUUAAUCUUAAUAUACUUUGUAUUGAUCGAUAUUACUUUUGAUGACAUUAACGGAUUGUACAAUACCGAAAACAUAGCAAAAGCGGCCAAACAUUAUAGUCUAACCGCAAUGGCCAUCCGAGUAGGUUUGUCCUUAGAUGAGCCACAAGUUCAGCAAACUAAAUGCUGGGCUUGGAGUAUUUUUCCGUUGAUCAUUUGGACCAGAAUUCUAGGUGUAAACUUAUCGGAUAUUUCGAAUUCAUCCGCCAAACGUCAUCAUUGGCUGAUUAUUGCUUAUGGCGGUUUUUGCCUCUUGUGUCAUUUGGCUGGCCAGAUUGAUAUUUUGUAUUACUUGCAAGGUAAACUGAAGAUAGGUUCUCUCGAACAAAGUGGAGGAUUAAAUUUUGAAACAUCAACCGCUACCUGGAAUUCUAUUAUCGAUUUUAUCAAUUACGCCGUUCAUGGAAUUGGAACUCAUGUGUUAAUGCUGACUGUCAUCCGGAAGCGAUGGAUCAAUUUAAUGGAAACCUUUCGUCGCUCAGAGGAUAUGUUCUCUGAUGAAAGAUACAUUCGAAUUCGAAAAGUAGCUACCUACGGAGUUGCUUAUGUGAUUUUGUUGAUUUUAGGACUUAUCUCUGUUUCCUUGGGACACCACCUGGCUGCGGGGACUACAAGUGGACAUCGCAUUUUCAUAAGCUGCAUGUCCACCAUUUCAAUCAUUUAUCCUUUGACAGCUUUGGUUGUAUUCGCUAUCCACUGCUAUGUGUCGUCUCUCCUAUUCGAGUCAGUCCAGUCUGAAAUUCACCGUAAUGAAAUUCAGCUAAUGAACGGUCGAGAUCAGGAUGUCCGUUUUUUAAUGCUUACCUUCAAACAGCGACACAUUCUGGCUUGUAAAACAGCUGACAGCAUCAACCAUUGUUUCGGAUGGAUUCUCCUGCUAUCAAUAACUUUUUUCUAUUUGGCCGUUAUUAACUCGAGCUUUUAUUUGUUUGGACUGGACAACAUUAUUUCCAUGCCAGACGUAGCUUUUACUACUUUUACUGUCAUUCAUCUAAUUUUCGUGUGCUUCACGGCGGAUCGCGUCCAGAUAAAGGCCGAAGACGCCAUCAAAGAACUCUUCCGUCUUCAGUCCUAUGAAACGUUGAACGGAUCUCAAAUGCAGCUGAUGAAUUCUCUGAUUUCGGAGAUGUCACUAACAGUUCCAAAAAUCAGCGCUAACGGUUGCUUUAAUGUCAGUAAGAAGCUUUUGCCCCAGGUGAUUGGGACAUCGCUGACUUAUUUCUUUAUUCUCUUCCAAUUUGAAGCGUCAGAAAAGAAUGUGACCCUGACUGAAAAUUAAGCCAAACACGCCUGAUAAUUUAAAUUGAACCAGAAAACUUUGUGUAUAGUUCUGGAGAAAUAGCAUAAGCCGGUUAAGUGAUUUCUAAAAGAACCCGGUGACAUUUGAACAAGAACUUCUGUUAUUAUAUUUGUUAACUUGACACAAGCAAACACUCACACGGCAUGGUACUUGGAGUACGCGGAGUAAUUUGAUGGGAACAUAAUAAACUGAUCCAUUCAAUUACUCAACAGUUGGAAAAGAAUUCAAUUUUUUAAAAGUGAAAACAACAAAAGACCGCAAAGGACAUGGCAGUGACCCUUUAUAUAACAUCGCAUGAUGAUGAGCUACAUAUCGCUUUUGUUAGUCCAACCGUUAUGUCUACCCGCACAAGUUCAUUUUCAGAAGAGACGUCCGAACAACAAAUUAUUGGCUGGGCAUGGAGUAUUCGUCCUUUAAUCAUUUGGGCACGUAUUCUAGGCGUGGAUCUCUCAGAUGUUUCACCAUCAUCAGAUCCACAUCAACGGCUGACAGUUGCCUACGGAAUCUUUUGUUUUCUGCUGCACAUAUCCGGUGAAAUCAACAGCAUAUACUACUUGUAUAGCACACAGACUGUACACGUCUCGCUCGAACAAUCGUACGGGCUGCUAUUUGUCACGACAACUGCUACCUGGAACUGGACUAUUGAUUUCAUCAAUUACGUCGCCCACGGAAUCGGAGUUCACGUCAUAUUGGUGACUGUUGUACAGGCACAGUGGAAGGAUCUAAUGAAGAUUUUCCAGCGAUUGCAAGAGGAAUUUCCCGAUGCAAAUUAUAUUCAAAUACGCAGAUUGUCUUUGUUUGGCGUAGCUUACGUCAUUUUAAUGAUUUCCGGACUUGUUGCUGCCUCAGUAACGGACUACCACUUGGCUGCAGGAUCUUCAUCUAUUCACAGCAUCUUUAUCACUAUUACUUCGACCUUAUCAAUCAUUUAUCCUUUGACAACUAUAGUUCUAUUUGCUGUCCACUGCUACGCAUCGUCUGUUGCAUACGCAUUAAUCCGCACAAAAAUCAAGCGCUGUGCAAUUCAGCUAAGGAACGGUCGAGGUCGCGACGUCAGGAUUUUAUUGCUUACUUUGAAAAAUAGAUUCAUAUUGGCCUCUGACACUGUCGAUGGAAUCAACCACACUUUUGGCUGGAUGCUGCUCCUGUCUACGACCUUUUUCUUCAUGGCUAUCAUUAAUGCAAGCUACGUCGUUUUCUCCCUGGAUAAGCAGAUAACUGCAGGGGAUUUGGUGUUUUUAUUAUUUGCCCUAGUUCACUUGACUCUCGUCUGUUUCGCCGCAGAUCACAUUACCAAUAACGCAGAAGAAAUGAUCGGAGAUCUGUUGAGGUACAAAUGUGAUAAAAUCUCGAAUAAGGAAUAUCAAAUAGAGAUGGAAUAUCUAAUAUCGGACAUGUUGCAUGAAAUCCCGCAAAUCAGCGCCAACGGUUGCUUCAACGUCAAUAAGAGACUAAUCCCGCAGGCAAUGAAUAUUUUAUCGUUCAAUGACACUUCUAAAAAAGUGCGUUUUCAUUUAACAGGUGAUUGGAACAACGGCAACUUAUUUCUUUAUUCUUUGCCAGUUCGAAGAAUCCGAAAAGAAAGCGAGUCCUGUUCAAUCAUUUUGACAGGAGGUCGUGAUUAUUCUUACGCGAGUUUCAACAAUAGUUGUCAGGCAGUAGUUAGCCCGUCCUAUUCUGUACGAAAAAAAUGUUAAAUAAAGGCAAA